CGAACAAUUGAAGACAGGGUUGUAUAUUCUAGCUAUAACGGUUUCACUUGUUCAUUCAUUUAUUCUUCUACAGGUUUUUUUUUUACCUUGUGGAAUGCGGCGGAUGGUUAUACAUUCGUAAUACGAGAUCAUAAACCUGAUUUAUGGACACAUUUAUUUUCUGGCAAAUUUCGAUCUGUGUGCCAGCAGAUGUGCACUGUGAUGAUGUGAGCGACUCGUGCUGUGCUGCUUGCUGCAGCGGCGUAUCCGAAGAAUAGGGUUGUGUAAAUGCUUGCUUUGUUUUGAAAACUCAAAUCUAUAUUAUAUAAUAAUACUUCAAUACUAUGUAUUAUUGUGUGUAAUAGUUAUAAUUAUUAUUAGCAUGGGUUGUGUAUGCUGUGCCUCUACGAUGAAACCAUUCGACUGGCUUCUAUUGGGCACAAGCUAGCAACAAACCCCAGCGAUUUCAGACUGAAAAACCAAAAGUCUAUUUUAAUUGUAUUUUUGAAUUCCACAUUACUUCUGUUCAUCAGCAUUUCUUUUCCUCACUGUGGGAUAAUAUGUGAUUUUGUAUGAACUAGUGCAGAAGCAAAGAUCUGGAGCAACAGCUUAUUGCGUUAUACAACAGUAAUUAAAGCGACCUGCCUGUGUAGGAUGAAGUUCUGCGGGAAUUCGAAACAACCCAACCUGAAGAAAUGAAGGACAAAUUAUAUUGCAUGUGCGGGAAUCUUUUUGGUAAACUGUGCUGAACUUUAAUUAACUGGAAAUGUCGUAUUAGCUUGGAAUAUCCGUCAUCUACUAGGAAAGUAGCUUGCAAAACUGCGCUCCAUACAGGGAGGAGUGCACCAAUACCAAGCGGGGUAAACCGGGGGGAGGGGGCGGGUUACAAACUGUAAAGAAGGUAACCGACUGUGCAUGAAGUUGAAAGUCAGAGAUUGCUGUUACACAUCUGGAUUCGGAUCUCUCUGGGAUGUCAACUGGAAAAAAACAAAAACAAAACCAGACAAAACCAGCAUCUAAAGGAAAUCGUUGCCUAAAAACUACUUUUAUCUGUAUUCGGUGCACCACGCCAAAGAAGUUGACUAUUACAAUAUGACAACCUAAUCUCAUCUGUUUGGGAGAGACUGAAAGAAAAAAAAAAAAAAAAAAGUUUUGAUUUGCAAUGAUGUUGCGUCCUGGCUCUGCAAUGAUGAUCCACGUGAACGGACUGGGGUAUGCACCCCAGAACCUGGCCCGGGUGGUGGUGUGGGAAUGGCUGAACGAACACGGUCGGUGGAGGCCCUACAGUGCUGCUGUGUGCCACCACAUUGAGAAUGUGUUGAAGGGGGACUCGCGGGGCACGGUGGUGCUGGGCCAGGUGGAGCCACAGUUGGCCCCUUACAUCAUAGACCUGCAAUCAAUGCACCAGUUUCGACAGGACACAGGCACCAUGCGGCCCGCGCAGCGUAACUUCUACGAGCCCUCCUCGGCCCCGGGGAAGGGGGUGGUGUGGGAGUGGGAGAACGACAGCGGCUUCUGGACCCCCUAUGACAUGGAGAUCUGUGUGACUAUCCAGAAUGCCUAUGAGAAGCAGCACCCCUGGCUGGACCUCACCUCGCUGGGCUUCUGCUACCUCAUCGACUUCAACAGCAUGACCCAGACCAACCGGCAGAGCCAGCGCAAGAGGAGGCUACGCCGCAGGAUGGACCUGGCCUACCCGCUCACCACGGGCUCCAUCCCCAAGUCCCAGUCCUGGCCUGUCGGCACCAGCUCCGGCCAGCCCUGCUCCUGCCAGCAGUGCAUCCUGGUCAACAGCACCCGGGCCGCUUCCAACGCCAUUCUGGCCUCCCAGCGCCGCAAAGUCUACACCGGGGCCAACGGGGCCCCCGGGACCCUCACUCUGGUCAGACAGAGCAACACCUUUGCCGGCACCACCCUCUGGUCCCCCACUUCUUCGGUCAGCAGCGGCUCAGCCAAGCCAGAGCAGGUCCAGUCCCCAGCUACGGGAACCACCUACCCCAGGGUCCCUGCUCUCCCUGCCCCCACCCCCGCCUCUGGGCAGAACAACCUGAACCGACCGGGCCCCCAGCGCUCUGCCUUGGUGAGCACGAGAGGAUCCAUCCCACCAGGGGUCCCUGCACUUCCUGUGAAGAACCUCACUGGCUCUGGCCCAGUUCACCCAGCACUGGCAGGCAUGACCGGGAUCCUGAUGUGUGCGGCGGGCCUCCCUGUGUGUCUGACCAGGGCUCCCAAACCCAUCCUGCACCCCCCGCCCAUCAACAAGAGCGACAUGAAGCCCGUCCCGGGGGUGAACGGCACCUGCCGCAAAACCAAGAAGAAGCACCUGAAGAAAGGGAAGAACCCAGAGGAUGUGGUGAAGAGGUACAUGGAAAAAGUGAAGAUGGUUCCCGAUGAGGACUGCACUAUCUGUAUGGAGAGACUGACCACCUCGUCCGGCUACGAGGGGGUGCUCAGCCACAAAGGGAUCAAGUCGGACCUGGUGGGCAAGCUGAGCAAGUGUGGCCACAUCUACCACCUGCUGUGUCUGGUAGCCAUGUACAACAACGGCAACAAGGACGGCAGCCUGCAGUGCCCCACCUGCAAGGCUAUCUAUGGUGAAAAGACAGGCACACAGCCCCCUGGGAAGAUGGAGUUUCACGUCAUCCCCCACUGCCUGCCCGGAUACCCCGAAUUCAAAACCAUCCGCAUUGUCUACGAUAUCCCUGCCGGCAUCCAGGGCACCGAGCACCCAAAUCCAGGGAAGAAGUUCAGCGCCAGAGGAUUCCCCCGGCACUGCUACCUGCCAGACUUAGAAAAGGGAAGGAAGGUCCUAAAGCUGUUGAUAGUUGCCUGGGACCGUCGCUUGAUCUUUACCAUCGGCACGUCCAACACCACUGGGGAGUCGGACACGGUGGUCUGGAACGAGAUCCACCACAAGACAGAAUUUGGCUCCAACUUGACAGGACACGGCUACCCAGAUCCCAAAUACCUGAGCAAUGUCCUGGCAGAACUCUCCGCUCAGGGAGUGACCGAAGAGGGGCUGAAAGACUGAGGCACAGUGAGAGAGAGGAGCAACUUGUGACGAAGAAGGAACUUCUUUACUUCACGCAAAAGGAAAGCAAAAGGAAUCUUCUUUAACUUAGUGACUUGCUAAAAAAAUAAAUAACCACUAUUUCUUCUGCUUUAGCUCCUUUUGCCUUGGGCUUGCAUUAUCUUGCCAAAAAAUGAAAACUAAAAUGGAGGAACAAAGUUCUGAGCCUGCCCUCUGGGAGGAGCUUAGAGGGAGGCUGGGACUGCUGUAUUUGUAUUGGUCACUGUGUCUGUGGGGGUGGGGCAGAGUAGGGAGGCUCUUCCACUUACAGAUGGUAGAUUGUCAGGAAAGGGCAAAGUCGCCAAUUUAAUGUUAACCGUUUUCUUUGUCUUGAAUAAAUAGAUCAAAUAUAGGAAUAUAUUAAUGGAUUCAUUAACAUACCUUGCUGUUGUUAUGGAGCUCAGAAAGACUAUGGUUUCAGCAUAUAUAUAUUUUUUUUAAAUAAGUUUACGAAUAAGCCCUAUUAGUUAAAGGAGUGUCUGAAUAUUUUAGUAUUCUCAACUAACCUUUGGAAUGGAGAAUCUAUAUGUAAUCUAACUGUUAAAAUGUAUAUUUGUCCUACAAAGUAGCUAAACACACAAAACUUACUCCAGUUUAGUUUGUCAAGAACCUGCAGAUUGGAAGCUUUUGUCACUUCUACAUGCAAAAAUGGAGAAAUGUUUAACUUACCUUAGUAUAGAUUUAUAUUUUCAUUUUUACUCCCUAUUUCCCCUUUUUUAACAUUACAAUUUUCUGUUUUUGCUUGUCAAGUCGUUAUAUUCUAUAUACUAUAGUUUGCGUGCUACCAAAAAAACCUAGAAACUGCACUGUGGUAAGAUGUAUGACCUUAGCACAGCUUAUACUUUAAGUUCUGCUUAUGGUAGCCACUUCUGGUGAAGAAUUUCAAAGAAAAGCUGAUUCUAAUGACCUUGCAGUUGUUUCUUUAUAGCAAAUGCAUUAAGAAAAGGAGUUUAAAGACAAUGGUUCCAGCAACUUCAUGAGAUUUAACCUCCUUUUCAAUUAGCUUGCCAAUACAUGUUCAGAAUAUAUGUAUUAGUAUAAUAAUGUAGAUGUAUUUAGACCAUUUAUAAACAUAUUUCCUCAACCAGUCCUCCCAAGAUUUAAAAUAAAUCCUUAAAUUGAAUUUCUUACAUAGUGGUCUAUUUGUGUCCCAUUCGGUGUCCCUUGCAUGUUUAAAAAUAUUUUUUUACAAACAAGUACAUUAUAUUGUAAGAAGGCUGUUACUUCACAAGUCCAUGCUAAAAGUAUGAGCUUUAUAAGUGUUUACUGUGAAAUGCAUUUAGUAUAAAAGAAACACCAGCCCUUCUAACUUCAUAACAGUGGAAACAGUUGAAGAGUAAACAGACAACAAGGAAAUAUUUAGUUAGUAUAAAUCUGAACAUUGCAGUUUUAACCCCCUAAGAACGAGGCACUUUUUAAAUGUUUCAUGUUAAAAAAAAUUGAAUGAAUUUCAUGUAACCCUUUAGUUUAGGUAUCUGUUAUAAGUGGUUAUAAACAGUCUAUAAACAUGUUAUUAAUUAUGCUAUUAACAAUUAUAGAAUAUGUAUAGAAAUAACAAGCCUGGUAUACACUUUUGCCAUUUUUUUUGCUAUUGUUUAUAAUCAGGUAUAAUGAAUAUAGUCUGUCUGCCUGUCUUUUCAGGUCUGUUUGUCUUUCUAUCCCUGCCUGUCUGUCUGUCUUUAUACAGGUAGUGAACAAAAAAAAUGGAAACACCAAUGUAAAGUCACUUAAUAGGGUGUUGGGCCACUAUGGUAUCCCGCUCCCCGCUCUGUGGAGUUCUCGGCGGACCGUUUUUGAUGAAACUGGCUGCUUGCGCCCCAGGUUGAAAUUUGCAGUCAAUUGAUCUGCAGUUGCUCGUCUGUUUUGCCUUGCACUUCGAAUUAAUGCACGGAUAUCACGAUCGUGGAGUAUGCGCUUCCGCCCACUGUUGCCCUUUGCUGAUGAUGUCUUUCCCUCGGAGUUCCAUGCCGACAUCACCUUAGACACCGUUGCUCGUGAAACAUCAGCAAGUUCAGCUGUCUUGGUCACUGAAGCUCCUGCCAAACACGCCCCAACAAUCACCCCUCUUUCAAAGUCACUGAGGUCUCCUCUUGCAGCCAUGCUAGCCAUAAUUAUAGACAACCAGGCCUGUCCAGCAUUUUUAUACAUGACCCUAAGCAUGCUGGGAUGUUAUUUGCUUAAUUAACGCAUGAGCCACACCUGUGUGGAAGCUCUUGCUUUAAAUAUACUUGGUGUCCCUCAUUUACCCAAGUGUUUCCAUUUUUUUUCACUACCUGUAUGUUAGUCUCACCAAUUAUAUGGAGCUGCUUUGCUUUUGCAAUGCAGUUAUUAUACACUUUUGACAUUGUUUUUGUUUUUUUUGCUAUAGUUUAUAAUCACUUAUAACGGAUACCUAAACUAAAGUGUUCAGUGUUUUUUUCAUAAAUAAAAAACCUACAUUAUGAAUGCAAUAAAUAUAUGCAUUUAAAUAUAUAUUGUCAAGAAGGAAUCCAAUGAAAGUAGCAGAGUUUGAACAGGAUAGCACUCAGUCCUCUCCUCCAUCCUUUUGGUCCCUCAAGUCUAAUCACUAGGCCACCCUGUCUCCUAGUCCAUCAGCUCUAACCAUUAGACCACACUGUCUCCCAGUCCCUCAGCUCUAAGCAUAAGGCCACAUUGCCUUUCAGUCUCUCAGCUCUAACCACAAGGCCACACUGUCUCCUUGUCCCACAGCUCUAACCACUUGACCACACUUCCUUAAUCACCCCUCAGUCCUCACAUAGCCUCACUGCUUCCAAUAUGUCCAAGUGGACAUAUGUUUUUUUUAAUAUAUUGUCUAUUUACUUAAUGAUCUGAACAGCGGCAGAUUCUAAUUAAUGCUAAUGUUUUCCUGGUGAUUUAAUGACCCCCUUAUUAACAUCAGUAAUGCAAUAUGAAUACAGUGAAAAUGGGACCGCAGUUAAAGAUUAUGUUUAUGAAUUUCAAAAUGGCAGCAUUAAGACCUGACACGGUUUACAUAAUUAAAACAGGACCCUUUGAAUCAUACCCUCUUAGAUUGACUGUGGGACCCAGAAUGCAUAUAAAUCCUAACAUCUGUAGAAUACAGGGACUGAUGGAACUGUAAUAUCCAGAAGUAUUGAGCACAUUGCAACACUGAAUCUCCCCUACACAUUUCCAACUGAAAACACCAUUGAUUUCCACGCGUGCCCUAAAGCCGAUUCAAUACAGCACCCAAGGAAAGUGAGUACAUCUAAUGGAAAUUCGAUGGGAAUGUACUGAUUCUUCUUGCCCAAUGGUUUCCAUUAGCAGAAGUUACUUUAGGUUAUAUAUUGGUCCCUUUAGGCAGGGGAGGUGGGAAGUAAAUAACAGAUGCAACCACAUGCUUUGGAGAAUACCAUGAAGAUACUUGGGUGAAGCACAAGCCUUGAACCUACAGAAGACUUGUUGCUAUCAAAGAUCCAUUCCAAUAACAACUAUGAUGUGGACAUGCAAUAACUUUCCUAGUUCUGUGCGGUAAUGCACGUCCUGACAGGAUUACAGUACUGACAGGACAUUUGGGACCGGGCAGCUAAUUUUGAUUGCUUAAAGCAAGUAGGAUUUAUGCAAACCUACUUCAGAUCCGAGACCACAACGGUGGAACUGAAAGGAAACAUCACAUUAACUCCAGCACUCCACAAUGCUAUUUAAUGUGAGCCUGUAACUGCAGUCUAAACAGGAGUGUGCUACCGUUUAGGAAACCAUUGCCCAUCCUAUGUGAAACAGACCUAACAUUCUUUGAGUUAGGUCAACGCAUGACAAACCUUGCUGUUGAAUGCUGAAGUUCUAGACAGUCGUAUGCAGGUCAGGUUGUUUGGAUCUGAUUGUCUGGAGUCCAUUCAUUGUUUUAAUGUCACAGGUGGGGAGGAAGUGGGCAUGUUGUUUCUUUGUUUUUGAUGUGCUCAAAAGUGCCCAUUUGGAACCAAGAUGUUCUGAAGACACCAUCACAGACUUUUGUUAACAGAAAGUACGGAUAUUAAAGGAGCACAAGAAUGAAAAAAAACAACAGCUUUGAGAAGCUUAGCACACCAUUAAACACAAUAAAGGGCUUGUCAUUUUAUUAGUCUUGACUAUAAAUUUGAACAUGUUGCAUGGUUGUGUGUUAUUUGUGAAUAAAUAAAUGUUCCCUCAAACAGAGGGCUGUUUGAUUUCA
This is a messenger RNA of Acipenser ruthenus (sterlet), 7214 nucleotides long. Its product is annotated as E3 ubiquitin-protein ligase DTX1-like. Gene Ontology annotation, cellular component: nucleoplasm. The transcript is spliced from 10 exons. The record is from RefSeq and is a predicted model, not a curated record. Gene Ontology annotation, biological process: protein ubiquitination; Notch signaling pathway. Lineage: Eukaryota; Metazoa; Chordata; Actinopteri; Acipenseriformes; Acipenseridae. The coding region runs from base 1142 to 3010 and encodes 622 amino acids. Gene Ontology annotation, molecular function: ubiquitin protein ligase activity; zinc ion binding.